AUGGUUAGUUUCUCAGAUCAAGGUAUGUUUGGACCAGCUAUUCUUAUGAUCUUGAUUACAUUGUUUGAUUGUCAUAAUAAAUAUGCAGUUGUAAUCCUAUUGACAUUUGGAUUGUUUCUUAGUUCUGGUGUUUUCUCUGGUGGAAUGCUUAGUCCAAUUGAAAUUACACCAAAAUAUUCUGGUUUAUUAUUUUCUAUUUCUAAUUCAAUUGGUGCAUUGACAGGAUUUUUGAGUCCAAUUGUAGCAAAUGCUUUAACAUCAAAUAAAACUUAUACAGAAUGGCGUUAUGUAUUUUAUUUAGGUUCUGUAAUAUUUAUCAUUGCUGGUUUCUUCUUUCUUCUAUUCUCAUCAUUCAAUGUACAAUUAUGGGCUAUAGAAAUUGUCAAUCAUGAUAAAGAUAAUCAUUACUGCCUUACAAAUAAAACAUUCUCACAUAAAAUAUCCUUAUCAAAUGAACAACAUCAAGUAGUCAGUCAAUAA
Messenger RNA from Schistosoma turkestanicum, 480 nucleotides. NCBI's taxonomy places the organism in Eukaryota, Metazoa, Platyhelminthes, Trematoda, Strigeidida, Schistosomatidae. The record is from the annotation of a GenBank genome assembly.